UUAGUAGAGACCGUGUAUAUAACACAAUAUAAAUAUGUAUGGUUGGUAUGAUAUACUAGCCUACAGGGUUACGGUAAACUGUGGUGUGUUUAUGUUACGAUAUCUGUGAAAAACGUUGAACAUUGGGAAAUAUUAAUAUUGACAAUCUGGGUACCAUUCAUCUCUAAAUAUUUAUUGCUAAAAUAUUUGUGUUUUAUAAAGAUUCGAGGAGGAAUCAGACUAGCAGUUUUUGCGUGGGAAUAUAGCCGGUGUUUGUUCUGUGAAAAAUGUCCGGCUUUGGAACGUAUUGGACUGAAGUAUAUUAACUUUCAAAAUCAGAAAGUUUAAAAACUCAACGGAAAACUUAACUUUGACGUCGAAAUUAAAAUGUGUUUCGUAUGUGGGAAAAAUUCAAAAUAGUUAUUAUGUAACUGAGAGGAGUAUGGUACGGAGGCGUAGCAUAACACUUUAAUUCAUACAUAUCUUGGUAACAUGGCGACAUUUGACCAUGGGUUUUAAUAACGAUGUGAAGCGUUUCAUUUCAUUUCAAAUUAAUUUUAUUAUGAAGUUUUAAAGAUGUGUUUUUGUGAUGUACGGUACUGUUACUUAGGUCAUCGGAUUGUGAACUUUGAUAGUUUAGGAAGGAUGUGGAAGUUAUGAAAUAUCAACUGAUUCGAUGAAACAAUAUCAAAAGGAAUAACUGAAUGAACAAUGACAAGAGGUUUGUAGUUUAUACACAGUAAAUAUGGACAAGACAAAACCUGGAGGGGCUGGCAAAGUCAAGGUCAAAACCACGACCAGCAAGGUGGGGAAGCCCCAGAAACAGAUUGUGUUUCCCGAGGAGGAUUACAAUGUACCCAGCAAUAGGCAGUCCCCUGUUGGUUACAUCGCCGAAAUCCAAACAGACACCAACACUCAUAAGAAAAAAGUAAUAGUGGCCAAAAUCAGUCCACCAUCUAAGGUACAGGCUACAAAGAAACCUAAGAAAGUAACAAAGCCUGCCGAAACACCACGCGAGGACGUCUACACGGAAGGGAACUUACUCGUCUUUGAAGAUGCCCCAAACACUAACGACAAGAGACCCGCACCUUUAGAAACUUCCGGCGACAAACCAGUUACAGACCGCUCAACUAAAGUAGUCACCACAACCAAACGGAAGAAACCCGGCGAGGGACCACCGACACAAAAAGCGCCAGCCCCCAAGGGACCUGAUAUAUCAACCGGCUCACCAGAAAUAAAACUGCCAAAAUUGAAUAAGUCAAAACCACCAAAAAAGUCUAGACCAAUUGCAGCGAGUAUGCCCAAUUCGGUAUCCAGUGUGAAGACUGCCGUGACGAAUAGGACUGACGCAGUACCUAUGAAAUCACAACGAACAGAAAAGUACAAUGGGCCAGUACGUGACAGCCACCUUCUGGUCCUACACGACUACGAGGCCCGAAUGAAGGGGGACAUGGCGAUUAGGAGGGGCGAGGUCCUCCUACUUGUAGACGCUAACGAGGCGGACUGGUGGGUAGCCAAACAGAAACAUGGGACCCGGCAGGGCUAUAUACCCUCUGCCUAUGUGGCAAGGGAGGGCACCAUGAACAUUUACCCGUGGUACGGUGGCGAGAUUUCUUUACGAGAGAGUGAACGACUGCUGAUGCGUCCACGACUUGUAACAGGAACGUUUCUUAUACGGAAACCGGAGAAGGGAGUUAAGGGCUACAUGCUGUCGAUGAGAUACAACCAGGACAACAACAAUGAGUCUGUUAAACACUAUCGUGUGAAGGAGACAAUCGAAAACGGAUCGGUAGUCUUUUACCUCACCCUCCAGCGUUCCUUCGAGAGCCUCCCUCAACUGGUGCUGCAUUACAUGGACGACAAGGGUAUCCUGUGUCACACCCUCACAGCGCCCUGUCCCAUUCCACAGCCAAUAUUGUAUGAUAUGUCACGUGAAACGCAAAAAGAUUGGGAGCUUGACAGGAAAACAAUAGAUUUCAUCGUGGAGGUCGGUCAAGGACACUUUGGGACCGUCUGGAAAGGAACUUGGAACAAAAAUACGUUUAUUGCCGUGAAAACGCUACGACCGGGUUCCAUGUCGCCUCAGUCAUUUAUGACGGAGGCGCACAUUAUGCGCCAGUUAACACAUACCAAUCUAGUGCGCCUAUACGCCGUCUGUUCACAAGAUGAGCCAAUUUACAUUAUUACAGAAUAUGUGACGAAAGGCAGUCUCGCAAAAUUUCUUAAAAGUAGGGAAGGAAGAAAACUUAAGCUACCAAAUCUGAUAGAUAUAGCAGCACAGGUCGCCAGUGGAAUGGCUUAUCUGGAAACAAAGCGGUUUAUUCAUAGAGACCUGGCGGCUCGAAACAUCCUAAUCGGUGAUGGAAAUAUAGCUAAAGUAGCCGAUUUUGGAUUGGCUAAAAUCAUCGAGGGCUACGAUUACCAAAAUCCGAACACGAACAUGCUGGGAAACAUUUUCCCUAUAAAAUGGACGGCGCCCGAGGCGGCAUUCUUUGGCCGGUUUACGAUGAAAUCUGAUGUAUGGUCAUACGGGAUCUUACUGAUGGAGAUAAUCACCUAUGGACAGAUACCUUACGCCGGUAUACGAAGUGAUCAGAUUCUCAAGAAGAUCCAGAAAGGCUACAGAAUGCCAAUUCCAAGGAACUGCCCCCAACCGGUGUACAACAUAAUGAUGCGUACAUGGGACGCUAAGGCUGGGAAGAGGCCUACUUUCGACUACCUAUACCAUUUCUUCGAUACAUAUUAUUACAAUUUGAAGAAGGAUAACUUCCCAAUUUAAUUAUAUGCGUUGGAUUUGUAUCGCCUUCCAUCGUUUAAACAGUUUGACGGGGAAAAUGCAACAUUGCUGAUUCCUCCUUUGAUUCGAAUCUACGAACGACGGAAGUACGUUGUAUUUAUUGUGUUGACCUUGCGAGGAAGUUCUAUGCAAAACACAGUUACAUAAAACAUGAAUUGCCAACUCUUUGUGUAUUUUUUACAAGGGCAUUGCAAUAUGUAUUUCUCGAGGACAAAGUGCGUUCUUUUUGGAUUCCUUUGUGGAAAUAUCGCCCUCAUAGAGGAAGUAUGCAAGUUGUGAGAGGCAACGAAAAGUUGAGAUUUUAGACAGAGAUAUAAAAUUAAGUGAUUACAGUGUAUUUUGUAUCUAUAUUUUCCAUGUAAAACUAUGUCGUGAUCUGUUCACGUGUAAUGAGCAUACGCAGGAUAGUCUUGCUUGCAAAUGGCUCCAGUCUCUCGUGGAUGGUCUAACAGUGUCACGAAAUGUGAAUUCCAAAUGGCAGCAGUCUCUUCUGGAUGGUACCACAGUGUAACGAAGUGAUUACAAAUGAAAAUAGAAGGCUAGACCAUAUAACGAAAUGUUGUUUCCGAACAGAGUUAAUCUCUUAUAAUUAUAGACGGUCCAAAAAUGGUAUUUCUAGGAGGAAACCGUUUCUACUGGAUGAUUAAACAAUGUAACAACGUGUUUCCCAAUGAAGCCAAGCUCUUCUGGAGAGUCCAACGGUGUAACAAUAUUGUUUCGAAAGAAAGCCUGUGUGGUUAUUUUCUUCUAUUUCGCAAUAUUCGCGGAUGAGUGGUUCUCCAUAAUGCUGUCAAGUGUAGUCAAAUCAAGAAUUUUCCUUUUUGAAACUUAAAUCGAGAUUAUCUAAAGCAUUUCAAGGAAAGGCUUAAACAGUGAUCGUUGAUUCUUGGUGUCGCCGUUAAAAGUAGGAGUAUAGCACCAAAUGAAUUCCCUGUGUUGGCUAAAAUCAGCAUAUAGGGCAAAAUAUUCCGGGAAUAUCAUAAAUAUGUCACAAGACUACGUUCAAGCUUGAUAGCAUCCAUUUUAACUGCUUGGUAGACUGUAACAAUCUCGUCCAAAGGCAAAGAAAAUACCAAGGUACAUUAACCUGGGGCGGUUUAUUGAAUUUCGACUUUCCACAGUAUGAGAAAGUCGUUGUACACAUUAAUAACCACAAUGUGGAAACAAACUAUAUAGUAUGGUUAUUUUUUAAAUUUAAUUCUUUUGAUAAAUACUUCACUCAUUUUUAUAAGUGCCUUCCGUAUAUUUCAACAUGUCUAUUCAUCAGGAUUUACGGCAUUUUCCCUAUAAAUCAUUAGAAUUGUUGCUGGCAUCAACAUGUGCAUUACCAGUUC
This is a messenger RNA of Mizuhopecten yessoensis (Yesso scallop), 4110 nucleotides long. RefSeq names its product tyrosine-protein kinase SRK2-like. NCBI's taxonomy places the organism in Eukaryota, Metazoa, Mollusca, Bivalvia, Pectinida, Pectinidae. The record is from RefSeq and is a predicted model, not a curated record. The coding region runs from base 725 to 2758 and encodes 677 amino acids. Gene Ontology annotation, biological process: cell surface receptor protein tyrosine kinase signaling pathway; cell differentiation; innate immune response. The transcript is spliced from 15 exons. Gene Ontology annotation, cellular component: extrinsic component of cytoplasmic side of plasma membrane. Gene Ontology annotation, molecular function: ATP binding; signaling receptor binding; non-membrane spanning protein tyrosine kinase activity.